Messenger RNA from Hymenoscyphus albidus, 1491 nucleotides. The record is from the annotation of a GenBank genome assembly. NCBI's taxonomy places the organism in Eukaryota, Fungi, Ascomycota, Leotiomycetes, Helotiales, Helotiaceae.
AUGCAAGGUAUUGGGGGUAGUGGACUGUACUCACUUACUUUUAUCAUUUUUCCUGAGAUUAGUACGCCAGAGAUGAGUCAGGUUAUUGGCGCUGCUGCGGGUGCUGUUGCGAGUAAGUAUUUCCAUGUCGCCUGGAUAUUGGAGUUUGCUUUUCCUCCUUCAAGAUUUGGAAGCUUAUUAACUCGUGUAUUCAGUGGCUGGCAUUCUUGGACCGGUACUUGGUGGUGUCAUUACACAUUACACUACAUGGCGAUGGAUAUUCUGGAUUAAGUAAGUCUAAAGUCAAGCUCAACCUUUUCUGAUAGAGUACUAAACAAGACCCAGUGGUCCAAUUGGGAUCAUCCCGCUAAUAGUAUUCAUAAUCGCCUGGCCAAAACCUCACCAAAUAAUACAUGCCCCACGACGAUCAUGGAAACAACUCGACCUAAUUGGCGCCGUCCUCGUAAUCGCAGCCUCCGUAUGUGUGGUAUUCGCCUUCCAACAAGGCGGUAUCAUGCCUGACUCUUGGAACAAACCAAUUUUCAUCGUUCCUUUAGUAAUUGGCUGUCUAUGUUAUGUCCUUCUCUUCUGCUGGGAAGUGGCUGUUGCAAAGUACUGGGCAGGAUCAUUCGCCACGAUGUUUCCACUUCACUUAAUCAAACAUCGUGUAUAUAUGGGCUAUGUCCUUGUGACGCUCAUCGGAGGAUUUCCAUACUUCAUGUUCAUUUACACACUACCUCUGCGCUUACAGGUCGUCAAUGAAAAUAGCCAACUAGUCGCAGGAUUGGCGCUGUUACCAAUGGUGGGAGCCGUAGCAGUGUUCAGUUCAGCAGCAGCAAUCAUCAAUACGAAGAAGAAUCUGAUUUUCGAGACUCUUCUCACGGGUGCUCUCUUUUCAGUUCUGUGGACUGCGUUACUUUCGACUUUGAAGAACGUUCCGUGGAUUGAGGGAAAGAUGUAUGGAUUUCAGGUCUUCAUCGGGAUUGGGUUCGGAUUGAUGGUUUCUACUACUUCUCUAGGUGGUGGCUUGGAGCGUGAACUCAAAGAUACCAGUAAGCUCUCCCUCCUUUGCUUUCCCAUCCCAUCAUAAGCAUAGCAAGAGAAAUUAACAAGCAUAUAGCCGUCGCACAAGGAAUCAUAGCCCAGGUCCGUGUCCUAGGAGGUUCCAUUGGAAUCGCGGCCACAACAGCAAUCAUGGGCACAACACUUCGCCGAGAUCUCGCAAAGUAUCCGCAUCUCGCUGGCACGGAGGGUCAAGCAGAGAGAGUUGAGGUGGUCAACGCUGAUGCCUUCAGACAGAGUAUGCAAGUCUGUGCAGCGAUUACAGGGGUGGGUGUUUUGGCUACGUUUUUGGUUUGGAGGAAGGAGAGGAUUGGGUAUACGGAGAGGAGAAGGCAGCAGAUGGAAAAUGCUCAGAAGUUGAGGAGGCAGGAGGGAGAAGUGGAAAAGGUUGGGAAGGUGUAGAAGUUAGGAUUCGUUACUUAGAUAAUGUUAAUAGUUGAUACCCAUCUU